Messenger RNA from Athene cunicularia (burrowing owl), 1536 nucleotides. Its product is annotated as nephrocan-like. The coding region runs from base 1 to 1536 and encodes 511 amino acids. The transcript has 3 exons. Gene Ontology annotation, molecular function: protein binding. NCBI's taxonomy places the organism in Eukaryota, Metazoa, Chordata, Aves, Strigiformes, Strigidae. The record is from RefSeq and is a predicted model, not a curated record.
AUGUAUUUAUCUUACCUUUUAGUAUUCUUUUCUUUUCACAGUGGUCUAAGUACCACUUGCCCAAGAAGAUGCAGCUGUGACCCUGCCCAGUCAGUGCAAUGCUAUCGAACUACAGAGAUCCCCAGAGAGAUUCCUUUUACCACCAGGAGACUCUACAUCAGUCACAGCAAAAUUAAACAACUCCAGAUUACUGACUUCAGGAGAAUGUCAGCCCUUGAAGAGCUGGUCUUGUCAUGCAGUGGCACAGAAUCAAUAGAAAACACCACUUUCAAAGCUUUGAGCACCUUGAAGUCCCUGGAACUCUACAAAAAUCAGCUAAAGCAAAUACCCACCUUCCUCCCAUCUGGUCUUGAAAUUUUAAAACUCGCUGAUAACUUCAUCAACACUCUGCAUGUGUCUGAUUUUGAAGGUUUGAUCAAACUAAGGGUGCUUGAUAUUCGGAACAACCUGAUUGCGAGUCUGCCACCAAGUGCAUUUUCUUCCCUUUGCAAUUUACAAAGUCUGAUUCUGGAUGGCAACAACAUGGAAUCUGUGUCUGCACCACUUAAGCUUCCGAGGCUGAAGUAUCUGAGCAUGGCUGAUAAUAAACUGAACUCAUUCCCAGCCAACUUCUUUGCAUCUUUCCAAAAUCUACAGUUUCUUAGUUUAAGCAGCAACUUUCUGACAGAAGUGCCUCUUGACCUACCUAGAUCCCUGCUGUCACUAAAAAUAGAGAAAAACCAGCUUAAAACAGUAAGACUUCGAGACAUGAAACACCUAGAAAACCUGUCUGAGUUCUUCCUGUCAGAAAAUCAGCUAACAUCAGUAGACGGUGCCCAGCUUCUUCUGAACUUAACAACACUGGAGCUCUCUAAGAACCAGCUCCACACUAUGCCACUCAGGCUCCCUGGCAGACUGCAGAAACUCGACUGCAGCAAUAACCUGAUUCAAAGGGUGACAGCACAGGACUUCCAAGGACUACAAGACCUCAAGCACUUGUUUCUUGACAACAACGCUGUUAGCAUGUUUGAGGCAGGAGCUCUUCAGCAGUGUGCGCAGCUUUCAAAUCUGGCGCUGGAACAGAAUCUCCUCAUUUCUAUUCCGCUGAGACUUCCAGACACCCUUGCUAGAUUGGAUCUAAAGGGAAAUGACAUAGAGGAUGUUGGAGAACAAGAGCUGAAGGACUUGAAACAGCUUCAGGUUUUAAAUUUACGGAAUAACAAAAUAUCUGCCUUGGAUCGCAAAGUCUUAGAGUAUUUACCUCGUCUUCGUCAUCUGUAUUUAGAUGGAAACCCUUGGAACUGCACCUGUGACCUUCUCAGAACCAGGAGAGCGCUGGUGGCCAAAGGAACGGAUGUCAGGGGAGGGCAGUGUGCGGCGCCAGCAGAAAGCCGAGGAGAAAGUUGGAUGUCUUCCAAAAAGAUUCUUCAGCAGUGUGAAGAUAAUCUGUCUUCCAUGGAAAGAGGCAAAGAGGACAGAAAGAAAAUGAAACCCAGUGAAGCCUCCAGCAUUGGAGUAAACACAGAUGAUGAUUACUAUGAUUAUGAAUUAGAUUAA